AUACCCCCCCCCCCCCCCAUUGGCGACGCCCCUGGGCACAGUCCAAUGGGCAUGAAGAAGCACAGGAGCAGUAGCUUGCUAGCGUAUACCAGUUAACCAGUUAACCAGCUACCAUAAGUGAAGCACAACGUUCAUUUAUGGUGUAAUGUUUUGACCAUAGCCUACCAUGGGUCGUUUUCAUGAGAUUUUAACUUCUCCAAGUUUACCUUUGGUGGUGUGUACCUUCUUAAGGACAACCAAUAUUGUAGGUAUUAUCAAGACCAUUGGAAUUUACUUGGAAGAUAUCAACAUUAGUAUUGGAACUACAUCGACGGAUAUCGGAAUUGCUCUUGGUCUCCUCUUUGCAUUCAGCCACUUUCCAGGUCCGAUCAUUGCUGCCCUCUAUCGUCACCAUUCGACUCGUCGUCUGCUUUUGAUAUCCGGUACAUGUCUCCCUCCAUUGGGCGUGGCUUUGACAUCCAUGGCAACCAGCAACGCUCAAAUAACAAUCUAUCUGUCAAUAGCCGGUCUUGGAAACUGUAUAGUAAUGAUAUGUUGUACCAUGACAUUGCACCAUGUGGCUAAGGAGAAUUUCAACCUAAUUUACAGCCUUGGUAUGACUGGAUAUGGUGCCGGAAUGGUUCUGUUACCGCUCUUAGCUGAAUUCUUACGUCAAGCUUACGGUUGGAGAGGAGGACUGCUCAUCAUUAGCGCGCUGAUGGCACAUAUUAUCCCAGUUGCCAUGGCAAUUAAGUUUCAUUCAGAUGACAGUAGCAAGCAGAGAAAAGGUUUUCGACGUGUCCCAAGUUCGCUCCCAGGGGUUAACGAGGGAGAAGAAUGCAAAAGUAGCACCUGUCAGAACACAAAAGGUGACAACAGUGACGAUAUUGGAGUUGUUCGUACAAUCGCCAACAGCCUCCGCCAAUCAGAUUUUUACGUGGAUCCUGUGUUAAAUGUGAUAUUUGGUUUAGGUUUCGCGCUUUGUAUGGUUUGGAGCGGUUGGCACUCCUUUCUUGUACCUCAUGCUCUGCAGAGGGGGAUCUCUGUCCGGAACACCAUUAUCAUCACUUUCUCUGCUGCAAUAGGGAAUUCCUUAAGCAGGCUUGCGGCAGGCGUCCUUACCAACGGCCUCGUCAAACCUGUCACUCUCUAUCUCUUCGCUACAAUCCUGAACAUCGCCGCUCUUCUUUGCGAUGUUUAUUUCGUCAACUACUACGUCAUGUUGUCGACGUCAUGUAUCUCCGCAAUGUCGAUAGGAGUUCGGUCGGUGUUACAUCAGCUGGUUCUGAGGGAUAGAGCGUCUCCCGAGAAGUUUGAUGUCGCGUAUGCAGUCGACCAAAUGUUUAUCGGAUUCGGGGUGUUUCUUGGCGGCUAUUUAUGUGGCAUGAUUGCGGAUCACUUCUCGUCUUACGACGCAACGUUUAAACUAUUAGCUUGUCUCGACGUCGUCGUACUCCUCCUCAUAGUGGUUGUGAGAUGCAGACCGAAAGCUAACCCCGUCUGACCGUGCAGUAUCAGAAGUGUCUUACAGAUAUCGUUUUAGUGAGCUCUAAAAGCGAGGUCAUGAAGAAUUUCGUUUUUUUUUUUUUUUAGCGUAACAUCGUUUUACAAACUGUUUUCUUUUUCUUGUUUACAAACGUACUUGGAGCAUAUUAUAUCAUAGUUGAUAAUCAACUGAAACAUACUUUCUUUUAACAUACUGAUCAUAAAAAUACAUAAAUUGUAAAUAGACAGUGUAUAUAAUCUAAUCUAAGAAAAUGUUAUCUCUUUGUUUAAUGUAAUUCAUAUCUUUAUAUUAUAUAGCACAUCAAAAAUAACAUUUGAAUAGAAAAAUCAGAUGCCAUGCAACAAUAUUUUAACAAUUCUGACCAGGUCUUGUGAAUUGCAGCAAAAAACAACAACAGAGGGACAAAAUACUAACAGAAGAAACAACAACAAGAUCAGAGAACAAGAAACAAGAAGAAGAAAAAAACAUUAAAACAUAAAUAUACAGACGCAGUUAAUGUUGGUCGUGGCUGCAUCCCUCCCUCGCACGGUUUGAAGGUCCAUGUGUUAGGUCCAUGGGAGGACCCUAUUUUGUAUAACAUUGUUAAUUUGUUGCCACCUCACUCUGUGUUUAUAUCAUUUGUUUUUCAUUUUGGCUAUUUCCUCUCCAAUUCAUUUGUACAUGGUUAUAUAGCGGACAAAAUAUUUUUAUUUGGUUUAAGUGUUUUGGUAUUCAUGCAUAAUUUUAUUAUGUCUUGAAUCAUUGAUGAUGGCAAGUAAUUUAUGGGUUCUAUGAAAGAGUUAUUAUUAUUAAAUAGAUUAUACGAUGGCAUGGUUCCAAACAGAUAUAUAUAUUAGGUGAGGUGAGGAAUAAUACUCUAGAGACCGUAAGGACUAACUCAACCCGUUUAGAAGAAGAAGCAUAAACAUGUACUAUUUGGGCGUUGCAAGAAAGUUGCAAUCCAUUGCAAAUCCCCCAAAUCAAGCGUAAGCGUAAGCGAUUAAUCGCAAAUUUGCAAUUGAUCGCAACUUGACUUUCUUGCAACGCCCCAUUAGUAAGAGAGAGAGAGAGAGAGAGAUAGAGAGAGAGAGAGUGGGGGGGGGGAAUAAAAGCUAUAUCUACUUAACUUAAUCUAAUUGUUAACAAUGUAAUCCUUACAAAAUCCUAGCAAAUUUAGGAGACUAGUUGGGCGUUGCAAGAAAGUUGAGUUGCAUUCGAUUGCAAAUAUCAGUUGCAAAUUUUGCAACUUAUUGUCUUAUUGCUAUGGCCUUAUCGGUAAAUAUCGUUGUAUGAUCAGAAACAAAUAAAGAUUAAUGAGUUGUUUACUAAA
Strongylocentrotus purpuratus (purple sea urchin) is the source of this 2795-nucleotide messenger RNA. Its product is annotated as monocarboxylate transporter 6. Gene Ontology annotation, biological process: transmembrane transport. The record is from RefSeq and is a predicted model, not a curated record. NCBI's taxonomy places the organism in Eukaryota, Metazoa, Echinodermata, Echinoidea, Camarodonta, Strongylocentrotidae. The transcript has 5 exons. Gene Ontology annotation, molecular function: monocarboxylic acid transmembrane transporter activity. The coding region runs from base 167 to 1483 and encodes 438 amino acids.